AUGGCACGUCGGUCCAGCGCCCGUCUGCGCGACAGGUCCACCACUCCCAAACGCGUCUCCCUCUCCCACGAUGCGCCUACCACGACCACUCGCACCCCCAAAACCCUCCCGGCCAAGCUCUCGUCCCUCAUGGAGAGCGAUGAGAUGAUGCCGGGCGCAUUCCCGCAAUCCGUCUCGCCGUCGCUGAUGAUGGAGGUGGAUGAAGCCACUCGCACCCCGACUCACCGCACUCCCAUCCGACCCACCGCCAAAGAGRUGCAUCCUCAACUCCACCAUCAAUCCACCGCCAAACCGCUCGAUGAAGCGCGUCAUCUGGGCUUCUCCAACAUGCAGCACAUCAACGUCCCUCAGACGGAACCCGCUCCUCGACAGAAUGCUUCGAGCAGAUUGGCCGCCAUGCAGGGAACUCCCACCCACCGCAAUCUCGAGCAAGACGUCACAUCUCCCAGCUAUGAAUUCACCUUUCGGAGGGAACAUUCCCUCGAAUUGUCCCCCGACGCCAAGAGGUUGAUGUAUGAGAAGCGCGAGGAGGCGGCCAAGAUUAAAGCGCAGAUGAUUGCCGAUGGAGAGGGAAUUCAAUCCAUUGAUGACAUUUUGGGGCGGAAAAAGGCGACGCCGGGCGGCAGAUAUGGUGAUGUGCACGACAAGGAGUUUGCGAAGAUGGGCUCCAUUGUCAAUCAUCCUUCGGCUUUUCGUGCGGAUCCCAAUCGUGUAAAGCCGACAUUGACUGCUGCUUCUGCUACGAAAUCCCUCAAGCGGAGUCAGAGCAAGGCCGAAUUGCAGUCUCGCGCCGAAUUGGAUGCCACGCCUUCUUCACGCCCCGCAUCAAGGGAUGUGUUCAAGCCGGCGCCGUCGUUCAAGUCAAGUGCUCUGCCGCGGACGACUUCCACACAUGAUUUGACGGCGUCGGCAUCUCCAGCCAAGCGAGUCAAGCGCGCCGUCAAUGAGGAUGUCUCGGCGACUCGUCCGGCUUCCAAGGAUGGUCCGUCCACCCCUCAGACACACACCAAGCAGCAGCCAUCCUACCCGGAUCUGUCGCAUCUCACCACUCCCACACAAUCCUCACUCUCUCGUGCGGCCAGCAUCAAGUCUACAAAGACGAGCAAGAUCCCAGGUCCGCAGUUCACACCCGCCAAAGCUGCUCCUCCUCCACCGCCACCUGCAUCCACCCUCAAGCAGCCCAUUCGUCCAUCAGAGCACAACACCCCACUUCUCCACCGCUCACCAUCCAAGCCUUCAUUCUUCUCAAAGCCAAAUGUCGUCAAGUCGGAGGUGGAGAAGACAAACGGUGAGAAGCCGAAAUCAAUGAUGGACCCUCACCUUGCCCGCACACCCGCCAAGGCAGGUUUCUUGAAGAAGACUGUCGGGUUUGUAGACCCGGCUGGUAAUGGUACUCCCCACGAGAAGCCUGCUCCUCUUCUCUCGAGAUCUCCAGUCAAAGCCUCGAWCCCGAAGACGAGUGAGACUGACUCACCUCAACAACAAAAGACUGCUCCAGUCCCAUUCCUCUCCAGAUCUCCCUCCAAGAUCCCCAUGACAGGCGCAAACAACCCUUUCAGCACGACAACAGCAUCAUCAGACACUCCUGGCAAGAGUACCGCCACCAAACUCCUCGGUCGUUUCAAUCUCCUCCGUCAAUCUCCCAUGAAGUCCAUCUUGCGCUCUCCACAGCGUUUGUAUUCGGAUGAUCCUUCAAAGAUCGCUGCGGGAACACACAUGGCUACUCCUCCCAAGAAGACGCCUUCCAAGACUGAAGUGGCGAGUGUGAGGAAACGUGUCGAUUUCAGCAGCUCCACCAAGAACUCGGACAGCAGUAGAGAGGAGACUCCACUGACCCCGAAUGUCCAGCCUUCCACCAGCAUCUUCGAUCGGAAUGGCGGAAAGUCCGAGGCGCGAACCGUCAGCAUGCUUCCCACGGUCGACUAUCCUUCUUUGGAGAGGGCGGACCGUAUGUUGAGUCCUAGUCCUCAGAAGAGGAGGGAGACUGCUGGACCGGGAGACUUCACUUUCCGCGCCGAUGAGCAUGGGGUGGUGUUUCAGAGUCCUAAUGCCGCCAAUGUCUCGGGAAAGAAGAGAGCAAACACCAUCCGGUUCAUCGAGAGCGAGUCGUUGAGCAUGGUUCCUACGGGGAUUUUGACGGGGAGCAAGAAGCGGAAGCAUGRUUUUGAGGAUCGCAACGCUGUUGUUGAGGGGGAGGUGAUUGGUGGUGGGAGUGAUAAGGAGAAUGCGGAGAUGGAUGAAGGCGAGGAAGUGGAGGAGAGACCGAAGAAGAGGGUCAAGGCUAGUGUGCCUAGUCCUGUCAAGAUGAACGGUGCUGCUGUCAAGAAGGGAGAUGUGGUGGAGAAGAAGAGGAGUACUUUGGGAGUCAAACCCAAGGGAAGCAAGAAUCUACCAUCUGCGAAGACUGCCACGAAGGGAGCUGCUGGGGUUGCCAAGAAGGGAGCUGCUGCGUCUGGAGGAGGUGCUGCUGCUGCUGGAACGACGAAGACGAUAAGUCGGGAGCGAUUGAAUGCUUUGAGUCAACCGAAGAAGAGAGGUUGA
This is a messenger RNA of Ramularia collo-cygni, 2541 nucleotides long. RefSeq lists its product as uncharacterized. The coding region runs from base 1 to 2541 and encodes 846 amino acids. The transcript has a single exon. Lineage: Eukaryota; Fungi; Ascomycota; Dothideomycetes; Mycosphaerellales; Mycosphaerellaceae. The record is from RefSeq and is a predicted model, not a curated record.